AUGCAACAACAAUAUAACACAAAAUGCGCUGGAGUUAAACGAUUGAUGCGCGAAGCUAUGGAGUUACGCGAACCCACCGAACUCUAUCAUGCACAGCCGCUCGAAGACAACUUAUUUGAAUGGCAUUUUACGGUUCGUGGAGCGAGUGGAUCUGAUUAUGAAGGUGGUAUUUAUCACGGAAGAUUACUUUUUCCUGUUGAAUAUCCGAUGAAACCACCAAAUAUGAUUUUAUUGACUGUGAGUUGGGAAAUUCGGGUUUUUCGGAAAUAAAAUGUAGAUGUUUAUUGGAGAGGAAUUAACAAUAAAACGUCACGCUUGAAAAAAAUUAAUUCAGUUUCACGUGAAAAAUUUGAGGAACAUUUAAAAAAAAUCAAUUUUUAAUAAAUUGUUACCUAGUAUAAACUUAUUCAGUCUCUAAAAGUUGCAAGAAUUAAAAAAAACUGUAAAUGUGCUAGAAUGUUUUCCAAUAAUUUUUCUUCCAGCCUAACGGUCGUUUCGAACUCAACACCAAAAUUUGUCUCUCAAUCUCCGGUCAUCAUCCCGAAACAUGGCUUCCUUCCUGGAGUGCUCGAACCUGUCUUCUGGCAAUUAUUGGAUUUAUGCCAACUGCUGGAGGCGGAGCACUUGGAAGUUUGGAAUAUCCAAAAGAGGAACGCCGAAAAUUGGCGAAACUUAGCGGAAAUUGGACAUGCGAUAAAUGUCAAUGUCAGAUGAAAAAUGUGCUUUUGCCGGUCAGCGACGAGAAUUCGAAAGAAGCUGAAGAGGCAAAAACAUUGGGAGCACAAUUGAAUGCACAAAAACCCAAGGAAACAUCUGGAAAUGUAAAUAAACAGGAAGAGAAAUCUGAGAAUCUUGUUGAAACUGUGAACGCAGAAUCUGAACUUGCCAGUGAAAAUGAGAAUUUGAAUGGUGAGGUUUUGAAAGUAAAAUUGAAAAUUUUGAGUCAAAUUUAUCAUCUGACCGAGUUUUGGUGACCUUGAAAUUUAAAAACUGUUUUCCUAGACUUUUUUAGUUUCAAAAAUUCGCGUACUUUCCCAAAAAUCUUACAUUUUGCAGAAUCACCGCCAGCUCCCAGUGCUCAAAUUCCAACUCCCAAUGCUCCCGCUCAAAUUCCUGCUCCAUCCCGAAUUUCAGCUCCAAGACCUUCUGAUUCCACCGACUAUUCUUUAUUUGUGAUAGUUCCACUGGUUUCAAUCGCCAUCGCAAUUCUGGUAAUUUUAAUAGCUCGUAGAAUUCUAAUCAUGUGA
This is a messenger RNA of Caenorhabditis angaria, 1247 nucleotides long. Lineage: Eukaryota; Metazoa; Nematoda; Chromadorea; Rhabditida; Rhabditidae. The record is from the annotation of a GenBank genome assembly.